Messenger RNA from Rhinolophus ferrumequinum (greater horseshoe bat), 4485 nucleotides. RefSeq names its product MX dynamin like GTPase 2 (gene MX2). Bases 282 to 2411 code for a protein of 709 amino acids. Gene Ontology annotation, molecular function: GTP binding; microtubule binding; GTPase activity. Lineage: Eukaryota; Metazoa; Chordata; Mammalia; Chiroptera; Rhinolophidae. Gene Ontology annotation, biological process: defense response to virus. Gene Ontology annotation, cellular component: nucleus; microtubule; cytoplasm. The record is from RefSeq and is a predicted model, not a curated record. The transcript is spliced from 14 exons.
CCAGGGCAUUUGGUUUCAUUUCUCCGGCUGUUGGUAAAGAGGAAACAGUGGGGAGGAGGGGUUCGCACACAUAUAAAAGGGAAGCCCUGGACGGGAGACAAGGGAUUGGCCCAGUGUCGGUUCCGAAGGCGCACAGAGCUUGUCAAGAAGAUUGGGGGUGCUAAGCAACGGGAAAGGAACCCACCACGUGCAACUGGUCUCCAGUUGAUGCCCAGAGCCCACAGGCCUUGGCCACACAGAAGCACAAUCGGUUUUCUUCCCAACGCUAUCCGAAAACAGCAAUGAACUUCUCCCAGCCACAGCCACCGCUACGGCUAUUUGAAGGAGCAGGAGGACAAGUGAGGUUUUCCCCAAAAUGGUCAAUGGGGGAGAAGGACACUGUUAAACUCAGCAAGAACUUCAACUUGAUGGCAGUGAAUGUUCCGCUGCCAGCAGAAAACAGGGGCCAAGAGAGGACACAGCAAAUCCUCCCCGGCGGUGGGAACCUUCCCACGGGCCAAGGACAUGAAGCCGCCCAGGGGCCCGAGAACAGCCUGUUCAGCCAGUAUGAGGAGAAGGUGCGUCCCUGCAUCGACCUCAUUGACUCGCUGCGGGCCCUGGGCGUGGAGCAGGACCUGGCCCUGCCUGCCAUCGCGGUCAUCGGGGACCAGAGCUCGGGCAAGAGCUCCGUGCUGGAGGCGCUGUCGGGCGUCGCCCUUCCCAGGGGCAGCGGAAUCAUAACCAGGUGUCCGCUGGUGUUGAAACUGAAAAAACAGCUGGGGUACGAGUUCCCGUGGAAGGGGAAGAUCAGCUACCGGAACACGGAACUGCAGCUUCAGGACCCCUCCCAGGUGGAGAGGGAGAUAUAUAAAGCCCAGAACACCAUAGCUGGGAUUGGAGUUGGCAUUAGCCACGAGCUCAUCACUCUGGAGAUCACCUCCCGUGAGGUCCCGGAUCUGACCCUCAUUGAUCUUCCCGGCAUUGCCAGGGUGGCCGUGGGAAACCAGCCCCAGGACAUUGGACUGCAGAUCAAGCAACUCAUCAGGAAAUACAUCCAGAGGCAACAGACAAUCAACUUGGUGGUGGUCCCCUGCAACGUGGACAUCGCCACCACAGAGGCACUCAGCAUGGCCCAGGAGGUGGACCCCGAAGGAGACAGGACCAUAGGGAUCCUGACCAAACCAGACCUGGUGGACAAGGGCACUGAAAAAGUUGUCGUGAACGUGGUCCAGAACCUCACAUACCGUCUCAAGAAGGGCUACAUGAUUGUGAAAUGCCGGGGCCAGCAGGACAUCACAAACAAGCUGAGCUUGGCAGAGGCGACCAAGAAAGAAAUGAUGUUCUUUCAAACACAUCCAUAUUUCAGAGCCCUCCUGGAGGAAGGGAAGGCCACGGUGCCCCGUCUGGCAGAAAGACUCACCUCCGAGCUCAUCUUUCAUAUCAAUAAAUCACUCCCGUUGUUAGAAAAUCAAAUCAGGGAGAGCCACCAGAGUGCGACAGAGGAGCUGCGCCAGUGUGGGGAAAACGUCCCCACCACUGAUGCCGAUAAGAUGUUCUUUCUGAUUGAGAAAGUUAAAGUGUUUAAUCGGGACAUUGAAAAGUUAGUACAAGGAGAAGAAAUAGUAAAGGAAAAAGAUACCCGCCUAUACAACAAACUCAGAGAGGAGUUUCAAAACUGGAUACUCAUACUUUCAAACAAUACCCAACAAGUUAAAAAAGUUAUUCACGAAGAAGUCUCAAAAUAUGACAAGCAGUAUCGCGGCAAAGAACUGGUGGGGUUUGUCAACUACAAGACGUUCGAGACCAUCGUGCAGCAGUACAUGGAACAACUGGUAGACCCCGCACUCGACAUGCUCCAGAAGGCUGUUGAAAUUGUCCGGCAAAAUUUCGUUGACACAGCCAAAAAACAUUUUGACGAGUUUGCCAACCUUAAUCAAAUAGCCCAGAACAAGAUUGAAGACAUAAAAGGGAAACAAAUGCAAACGGCAGAAAAUUUGAUCCGCCUUCAGUUCAGGAUGGAGCAGCUGGUUUAUUGUCAAGACCAGAUUUACAGCUCGGUUCUGAGAAAAGUCCGAAACGAGGUCUUUAACCCGCUCGAAAAGCCUUUACAGAAUCCUCCAUUGAAAUCGUCUUUUUCAAAUGAUGAGUCUUCGAUUUCCUCCAUCACUGAAAUCGGGGUACACCUGAAUGCAUACUUCUUGGAAACCAGCAACCGUCUCGCCAACCAGAUCCCAUUCAUAAUUCAGUAUUUUGUGCUCCAAGAGAAUGGCGAUCACUUGGGGAAAGCCAUGAUGCAGAUACUGCAGGAGAAGGAACACUACUCCUGGCUGCUUCAGGAGCAGAGUGAGACCGCCAACAAGAGGAGAUUCCUCAAGGAGAAAAUUUACCGGCUCACACAGGCACGGCGUGCUCUCUGUAAAUUCUCCUGCUAAAGGCGGGGGACGGAUGGAAGGGCAGCCAUACUUUGUGGCUCAUCUUAUGUGCAUUCAUUGUAAGGCGAAGUGGUACAGGAAGUGGCUUGUCGUUCGGGGCCAAACUUUCCCAAAGCUGUCUGUGUUCAACUUGGCUGUGCUGCAAUCGCCACCAGAGUUUUCGCAGGCAGUCCACAUGUGCUCAGAGCUGUCACUUCCACCAACCUGAAGAGGUGGCUCUCCAGUCCUUAGUCCCCUUGGCCUCCAAUUACAGCAUUCUUCAAUACUGCUAUCAUUCUUUGUUAAUUUGAUUCCCCCCACCCAUCAGGUUAGGAGACCCUAGAGGGGGAGGUCAGUAUUAUAUUCUUCUUUUGUAUUUCCAGAAUCUUGCAUGGCAGCUGGCACAGAGUAGCCGCUUAAUAAAUAAUAUCUCAUUAAACAAACGAAUAAUAGAGAUUACCUAGGGCUAUGGCUUCAAUUCAGACUUUGGUGAUUUGGCUUGGUGUCCGUCAGCUGGUCCCUUUCAGAUGAAUUUGGUCAUGCCACCUGCUGCGAUCCUGUUUCCCAGCUCUCCAGGAGAAGCAGGCUUGGAGGAUGUACCAUUUUUAAUUUGUAUGAUUUGCAUGGUUGCGACCAGCUCCCAUGGCUAUGUUAAGUCUCCUGAAGGGAAAUUCAGUAAGGAAAAGCAUUUUUUAAAAAAAUACAGAGCUUCGUACUAGUACUCAUCUCCAGAUGGGAGGAUUAUGGCUAAUUUUAUUUUCUUCUUCACACUAAGCGAUAACGGGAAUCACAGGAAUUUUAGGAAGGUUAAGUAAAACCAUUUCUACCAACUACCUGUCCUAGAGCAGGUGUUCAAAAAUGCCAACCAUGCUUCCUCCGUCAAAGACCUCUUGUAUUCUUUAUCGCUAGGUUCAAAAAGAAGCCCUCACUCCUGAAGCUCUUCCAGCCAGCUCCUAUGUUUAGUUCUUUGAUAUCUUUUUGAGUCAAUUUUUGUAUAUGGUGUUAGAUAAGAGUCCAGUUUCGUCAUUUUGCGUGUGGAUCUUCAGUUUUCCCAGCCCCAUUUGUUGCAAAAACUGUCCUUUCUGAUGGACCUUGGUACCCUUAUCAAGAAUCCUUUGACUGGAUGUGCGAGGGUUUAUUUCUGGGCCGUCUGUUCCAUUCCAUUGGUCUACAUAUAUGUCGGUCUAUAUGCCAGUGGCACACAGUUUUGAUAACUAGCUUUGUAGUGUUUCAAAAUCUGGAAGUGUGAGUCCUUCAACUUUGUUCCUCUUUGUCAGGAUUAUUUUGUCUAUUUAGGGUCUCUUGAGAUGCCAUUUGAAUUUUAGGAUUUUUUUUUUUAAUUUCUCCAAAAAAAUGUCGCUGGGAUUUUGAUAGGAAUUGCACUGAAUCUGUACAUUGCUUGGGUAGUAUUUGCACCUUAAUAAUAUUAAGUCUUCCAAUCACAAACACAGGAUGUCUUUUCAAUUUUUAAAAAUUUCUUUAAGUGAUGUUUUGCAGUUUUCACUGUACAAGUCUUUCACUUCCUUGAUUAAGUUAAUGCCUAAGUAUUGUAUUCCUUUUGAAGCUAUUGCAAAUGUAAAUGUUUUCUUAAUUUUCUUUUCAGGUUAUUCAUUGUUAGCCUACAGAAAUGCAACUGGUUUUAAUGUGUUGAUUUUGUAUCUUGCCACUUUGUUGAAUUCAUUUAUUAGUUAUAACAGUUUUCGUGGAAUCUUUAUGGUUUGCUUUUCCGCAUAUAAGUUCGUAUCAUCUGUGAACAGAGAUAAUUUUACUUCUUCCUUUCUGGUACGGUUUAUUUCUUUAUGUUACCUAAUUGCUUGGGCUAGAACUUCCAACACUGUUGAAUGAAAGCAAAAGUAGCAUGAAAGCAUCCUUGUCUAAAGUUACUCUGGUUUUAAAGAACGUUUGUGAUAUUGAAGCUGAAAAUGAAGAGAACUGAAAAGACAAAACACUGGCCUUAGUUUGGGUGUCCUCUACUGGCUUUUUUAAAAUUUGGCUUUUCCCCCUCAUUUUGUGAGUUAGGUCAAUGUGCAGAUAGUUAGAAGCAGAGCUAAAGAGAAGAAUUAAAUCUCUUCAAAUGAUAAGCACUGUUGUGAAA